Messenger RNA from Nematostella vectensis (starlet sea anemone), 1860 nucleotides. RefSeq names its product histamine H2 receptor. Gene Ontology annotation, cellular component: membrane. Gene Ontology annotation, molecular function: G protein-coupled receptor activity. Gene Ontology annotation, biological process: G protein-coupled receptor signaling pathway. The coding region runs from base 525 to 1481 and encodes 318 amino acids. The transcript has a single exon. Lineage: Eukaryota; Metazoa; Cnidaria; Anthozoa; Actiniaria; Edwardsiidae. The record is from RefSeq and is a predicted model, not a curated record.
ACAGCUUUUAAAAGUCAAUACAAUCGUCACACUUGUAUUUGCUUUCACUGACUGCUGUUCACUUCAAUUUUAAUUUAACACUGUCUUUCAUUAUAAGAUAUAACCUCCCGAUUUGUGAUCAAGGUCGAAUUUUGUUUAUGGAAUGUGUAUUUCUGGCAGUGCCUUGCACAACAGACGUCUAGGAUGGUGCGAUGGUGAAUCGUUACUACGACGUUUGAUUAGGACAUUGGCAGAUGUAUGCGGUUUAAAACAAGCGAAACGGGUUCGAAUUUGGUUAUUGGAUACCGACGCAAACUUUGCACUUAUCUACAAAGAAACAGAGGAAUACAAACUGGAAUAGAGCGAAAAGAGAUCGUCUUGUUUGUUGACCGAAUUUGUAAAACAAUUACAGAUCGGGCCAAGUCAUCUUAAAAAGCAACUUCAGAAAUUAUCUCAAUUCUGUGUUGAUGGUUCAAUUCUGAGUUUUUGACAAGCGUUUUAUUGGAAAAUAUGAGGUAAAGAACGUCAACAAAUUACUUAUCAAAAUGAACAACAGUACUAAAAAUAUAUCCCAGGCAGAAGAAAAGAUGGUGAAUAUCGAAUUAUGGUCGAUUCCCUAUUUUAUAGGCGGCUUUUUCACCAUCAUUUUAAACUUGAUGACUCUACUGACAUUUGCAGGAAAUGCCCAUUUACGUAGGCGCAGUAUGUAUUUUCUCAUCAGUCUUAGCGCAGCGGAUAUGUUAGUGGGUGUUACCAUGGCGGCAUACGCGCUGUCAAUCAUAUUUUCAAUGAGAACUAUUAUGGACGGUCCUUUGAUUGACAGCUUUCAAGUUCAUGCCGCCUUUGAUAUGUUCAGCGCGGUCGCGUCUUUCGGUGGACUGGUACUCGUGUCACUAGAACGCAUGCUCGCUACUGUUUUUCCGAUACGCCAUCGCGCGAUGGGAAAUCGCCCGUAUUACAUAACGAUAGUAAUUCAAUGGCUUAUCGCUGCAAAUUCCGCACCAUUUCAUCUUCUAAGCCCAUGGAACUAUUACUACACCGCAUCUGCGGGACUGCUGCUUGGUCUUAUCGCUAUCUGUGUUUCUUACUUCAUGAUAUUUUUUGCUGUGAAGAAUCAGAAUCGUAAACACCAGAAGGACAUUCUCUCGCGCGCUCAACAUCAAGAACGCGAGCUCGCUAAGACAAUCUUCAUCGUGACUGUGAUCUCCUUGCUUACGUAUCUCCCAGAUGCUAUAGAGACCGCUAUUUGGGGAGAGCUAUUUGACCUGAAUUAUAACAUCAUUAGUAGCCUUCUCAGGCAGAUGAAUUCCACCGUCAACCCCCUGGUGUAUAUUACAAGAAUGAGUGAGUUCAGACGAGCGCUUCAGAAACUUGUAAGGUGCAAGCGUCAACAUCUGGUAUUUACUGAUGAAAGAAAUAGAGUACCCAGGAACGUCCAUGGACACAGAAAUGUGGGUGACAGUCCAUUGGAAGACUUGGAACAGCAUAAAGGGAUCCAAUAACUCAUGGUGAAAAUAGAGUACCCAGGAACGCUCAUGGACACAGAAAUGUGGACGACAGUCCAUUUGGGAUACUUGGAACAGCAUAAAGGGAUCCAAUAACUCAUGGUGAAAACAAGAGUACCCAGGAACGCUCAUGGACACAGAAAUGUGGGUGACAGUCCAUUGGAAGACUCGGAACAGCAUAAAGGGAUCCAAUAACUCAUGGUGAAAAUAGAGUACCCAGGAACGCUCAUGGACACAGAAAUGUGGACGACAGUCCAUUGGAAGACUCGGAACAGCAUAAAGGGAUCCAAUAACUCAUGGUGAAAACAAGAGUACCCAGGAACGCUCAUGGACACAGAAAUGUGGGUGACAGUCCAUUGGAAGACUCGGAACAGCA